CACCCCUGCAAAGCCAAAUAGGCAGCUGAGGGAGCCAACCGCUUGUGUCAUCUUGAAGCCAUUAGACCAAUUGCAGGGUGAAGGGGGAGGGAGCUUGCCGCACUGAUCUCUGUUUGCAGCAUCCCUAGAGCAGCCUCUGUUGUGUGAAAUACAAGAAAGGGCAAGACGGGGGGAGUAGAUCCUAGGAGGCAAUCUGAGAACGGGUAGGGGAUCUCUCAGAGGCUGGCGGGACAGGGUAACUUUGGUGCGUGGAGUCCAUCUUCAGAGAAAAUGGCUGUUUUGUCAAUGUAAACAGCCUGAGCAGUACCUGCAUUGCUAAAGGGGGAAUACAGAGGAAGAGGAGGAGGAGGGGCAGACACUGGAGGAAAUGCUGCCUCUUCCAAUGAAAUUUUCCCCUCUGAAGCCAGCCCCGGCCUGCCGCAGCUCACCUCUGAAGUCAUGCAUGUUGUAUGUUAAGGUUCAGCAGACCUCCAGCCAGAGGGACUAAAACCUCUAUAAACCAUGAGACACACUAGACGUUGAGUGUCACAACAACAUCCACACAGAUAUUUAAAAUAGAUCCUUCAGUUGAAACAGUUACACCUGACCAUGGCUGUAACUGCGGCAAAGACAACGGCAGGGUUUUUCCCCACACCUGCCACGACCACCACGGCCCCCUUCCUCUCGACGAGCUUGAGCGCCAGAGACAAUGUCACCUCCAGGACAACGUUAAUGACUGUUACUAUAACGGCAAACGAAACCAGCUUCAAUGCCACCACGUUUCCUGAGGCGAUGACCGAGGGCUCGGGGAUGGGAAUGGUUCUUGUACCCUUUGGCAUCAUCACUGUCAUUGGCUUAGCGGUGGCAAUUAUGCUGUAUAUUCGAAAACGGAAGAGGCUGGAGAAGCUGAGGCACCAGCUCAUGCCCAUGUAUAACUUUGACCCGGCUGAAGAACAAGAUGACCUGCUGGAACAGGAACUGCUGGACCAUGGCCGGGAGGGCAGCCUCGCAGGUCCCAAUGCCAAGUUUUGACAAAGGCAAACAUGACUCUCACAACUUCCCAGGGGACCACACAGAGGCCCAGUCGUCUGGUCUUCACAGAUGUCGCCAAAGCUCUCAACGCCUAGCAGCUCUCUUCCAGAAGUUGACACACAGACUGUCCGCUAAGGACAGAAAAACAAAGGGACAACUGGACUGUUUCUGGGAACAACUUGAGCUUUGGUGAAUGAUUUCAGCACUAAAACACGAUACCUGGAAUGGCAGCGGUUUUCAGAUUAUGGGAAAUAAAAACAGGGUGCAUGUACGAUAAGGGAGCAUAACGGGAGGCGUCACGUAUGAUCUUGCACUGUUAUUAUUGGCACAUGAAUGCAGUGUGAUGCACAUUUCUUGAAUCAUGUUGUGUCAUUGCUGUUAAAAUGUUUGGUAGCUUUUCAGCUGAGUUCUUCUGAGCUUCAGUAUCUACUUCCAUGUUUGAUAAGGGAGAAGUGUAAAUUUGUGUCAUACUGAUUUUGUGGUCUUGCGUCUCUUGACGAGCUUGAACACUGGAUGUGUCACCA
Molecule: messenger RNA, 1535 nt
Organism: Acanthopagrus latus (yellowfin seabream)
Lineage: Eukaryota; Metazoa; Chordata; Actinopteri; Spariformes; Sparidae
Exons: 6
Coding region: 589-1011 (140 amino acids)
Source: RefSeq, a predicted model, not a curated record